Molecule: messenger RNA, 537 nt
Organism: Sordaria macrospora k-hell
Lineage: Eukaryota; Fungi; Ascomycota; Sordariomycetes; Sordariales; Sordariaceae
Source: the annotation of a RefSeq genome assembly
CUCACCAAGCAACAACAAGCCAUCAAGGCGCUUCACGAAAAAUCCACCCGCCAACAGCCCGUCCUCGGCCACGUCGAAACCUGGGCCACCGCCAAAGACGCCCAGCUCAAUGACAUCCUCGAUAAGCUCGUCGACCCUCGUCAGCUCAAGGAGCUCGAGGAACAGAUCUCGACGGUCCAACAGAGUCCCCAAAAGGCUAUCCAGGAAGCCUUCGAGCGCUCCGGCCAACAAGCUCCCGACGCCGCCUCCAUUCGCCGCGUGCUCGAGCAACGCGCCGCCACCAAAGCCCCAAGUUCGACCCACUACUCCUCGGUCAACGAUCCCCCCGCCAGCCCAAACCUGAUGAGCGACAGCCUUCUCCAGACCCUCCAAACCAGAAUGCAGGCAAGCCAAGCUCGUAUGAACUACGACGCCACCCGUGCAGACCUCUACGGAUCCGUCCGUUUCGGACAGUCAACCGGAGGACAGGGUCCGCCGGGACCUCCUCCUCCUCCCCCCUCCGAGGAACUUCGGGGCGUCCCCGGACGACGAUGCUAG